AUGGCCGCUACAGUGUCUCAGUUUCUCAGUACACCAACUCCACUUUAAUCCCUUUCCCAUACGCGUGGUAUCUGUUUAGGCAGCAUGGCUUCUUCAGCGAAAAGACGAGCAGUUGGAAAAGGAGAAAAUCCCACUGAUAGUGAGGAUAACAGCUCUGAUGAAGGAUUGGAAAACGACGGGAAUUCAUUAGAGAAUGACAGCGGAUCAGAAGAGGAGAUCAAUGAAGAGGUCAUUGUAGACUUUGAGGCCCAUGCCAUUACUCACAAUGACUACAACGGGGUCAAGAAACUCAUGCAACAGCUGUUUCUGAAGGCUCGUGUCAAUACAUCCGAGUUGACCGAUCUCCUCAUCCAGCAGAAUCAUAUUGGAAGCGUCAUCAGGCAAGCAGAGGUGCCAGAGGACAGCGAUGAUGACGAGGAUCCAGCCGAUGAGGUGUUUGGUUUCAUCAGCAUGCUCAACCUCACUGAGAGAAAGGGUGUCCAGUGUGUGGAGGAGGUAAAGGAUCUGAUCCUGGGUCAGUGUGAGAAGAGUUGUCCCCAUACUAUGACAGACGAUCUGGAGAAGGUCCUCAACGACACCAGUAAGCCUGUGGGACUGCUGCUCAGCGAGAGGUUCAUCAACGUGCCCCCACAGAUCGCCCUGCCUCUCCACAAUCGCCCUGCCCCUCCACAGCUACAAUCCCCUGCCCCUCCACAGAGCUACAGUGAGUCUCUGUCUAACCCCCCACAGAUCCCCUCCACAAACAGCUACAGUGAGUCUCUGUCUAACCCCCCACAGAUCGCCCCUGCCUCCCACAAACAGCUACAAGAGGCUAUAUGCCCAGUAGAGAGGCUAUAUACAGUAGAGGCUAUUCACUGUCUUGACCAUUUGUCCAUGUCCCCACUACAGCAAGCCACCAUGAAGUUCCACUACUCGGUGCAGGAGGAGACGGACAGCGUCCUGAGCGGGCGGUGGUCCUUCGACGACGUCCCCAUGAAGCCGCAGCGUACCGUGAUGCUCAUCCCGGCAGACAGGAUGUCAGCCGUCAUGGACAAGCUCAAAGAAUACCUGACCGUGUGACCAAAACCGUACAGAGUAAAAAAAACCUCUGGUGAACGAAACAGGACUGAUGUCUUUAAAACAAGCCCCUCUGGAUCAUUCUUUUUGCAAUGUAAAAUUCGAUACAAAACAUCGAAAGGACUGGAAAGCUUUUUGUUAAGCGGAGAAUAAUGUCAUUUUGUAACGGUUCCCUUCAGCCCAGCGGUUUUAUUUUUAUUUUUUAAAUGUAUCUUUUGACAAAAUAAAUAAUUUCAGACCUUC
Oncorhynchus nerka (sockeye salmon) is the source of this 1299-nucleotide messenger RNA. Its product is annotated as protein BCCIP homolog. Gene Ontology annotation, cellular component: nucleus. Lineage: Eukaryota; Metazoa; Chordata; Actinopteri; Salmoniformes; Salmonidae. The record is from RefSeq and is a predicted model, not a curated record.